CCCGCCCUUCUGGGCGCUUCUUCCGGGUGGGGCCCCGGGCCGAGGCGAUGGCCCCCUGGGCGCUCCUGAGCCCUGGGGUCCUGGUGCGGACCGGGCACACCGUGCUGACCUGGGGGAUCACGCUGGUGCUCUUCCUGCACGAUACCGAUAAAGUUCAGAUGAACUGCUGGCCACACACAACCACUCAUGGAACCAACAUCUCCAGGUCUUUGCUGGGCCAGGAACACACUUCCCCACCUCCAACUGCAACCCAGUCCCACCCACUCCUGUUCUACCCGGCCCAGCCUCACUGUGCUCUCCCGGCCUCUCCAGAGCUGCGGCAAUGGGAGGAACAGGGCGAGCUGCUCCUGCCCCUCACCUUCCUGCUCCUGGUGCUGGGCUCCCUGCUGCUCUACCUCGCUGUGUCACUCAUGGACCCCGGCUACGUGAAUGCGCAGCCCCAGCCUCAGGAGGAGCUCAAAGAGGAGCAGACAGCCAUGGUUCCUCCAGCCAUCCCUCUUCGGCGCUGCAGAUACUGCCUGGUGCUGCAGCCCCUGAGGGCUCGGCACUGCCGUGAGUGCCGCCGUUGCGUCCGCCGCUACGACCACCACUGCCCCUGGAUGGAGAACUGUGUAGGGGAGCGCAACCACCCACUCUUUGUGGUCUACCUGGCACUGCAGCUGGUGGUGCUUCUCUGGGGCCUGUACCUGGCAUGGUCAGGCCUCCAGUUCUUCCAGCCCUGGGGACUGUGGCUUCGAUCCAGCGGGCUCCUGUUCGCCACCUUCCUGCUGCUGUCCCUCCUCUCGUUGGUGGCCAGCCUGCUCCUCGCCUCACACCUCUACCUGGUGGCCAGCAACACCACCACCUGGGAAUUCAUCUCCUCACACCGCAUCGCCUAUCUCCGCCAGCGCCCCGGCAACCCCUUCGACCGAGGCCUGACCCGCAACCUGGCCCACUUCUUCUGUGGAUGGCCCUCGGGGUCCUGGGAGACCCUCUGGGCUGAGGAGGAGGAGGAGGGCAGCAGCCCAGCUGUUUAGGGUUGCUAGAGGCUGGGCUACUACCUUGUGCCUGAAAACCAGGGGACCUGUCCCCAGCUAGGGUCAGCCCUCGGAGGGUCUGGGGCCGCUCACUCCUGCCCACUCCUCCCAGGCCCCAGAACUGAACUUCAAAACAGACAGAUCCCUGCCUCGGUGGGCAGUUCUGCCUUCCAAGGAAGAAAGGGAAAAAAGGACCUGUGGGCAGCUCAGGCCCAAGCAGACCCCGGGCUCCACCCCAGCCCCACCCAGGCGACUGCGAGUGCACACUUUUACAAAUUUAAUAGUCUAUAAAGCAAGUCUAGUCUUAAAAAGA
Cercocebus atys (sooty mangabey) is the source of this 1329-nucleotide messenger RNA. RefSeq names its product zinc finger, DHHC-type containing 12 (gene ZDHHC12). The transcript is spliced from 5 exons. Gene Ontology annotation, biological process: peptidyl-L-cysteine S-palmitoylation; protein targeting to membrane. The record is from RefSeq and is a predicted model, not a curated record. NCBI's taxonomy places the organism in Eukaryota, Metazoa, Chordata, Mammalia, Primates, Cercopithecidae. Gene Ontology annotation, molecular function: protein-cysteine S-palmitoyltransferase activity. Bases 48 to 1016 code for a protein of 322 amino acids. Gene Ontology annotation, cellular component: Golgi apparatus; endoplasmic reticulum.